AUGGAUGUCUAUCGUGGUAGUCAAUUGGAUCAGUCUGAGAUUAAAGCUUACUCGGAGGCGAUUGGUGAAUAUAAGUGCUGGCUUGGAUUUACUUCAACAACUAAGAACCGUGAAGUGGCACAAAUGUUUGGCGAUACAUUGUUCAUCAUUGACGCAUCAUCGUGCGGUGGAAGUGACAUAUCACUACUGUCACAGUUCACAGACGAAGAAGAAGUACUACUUCCUGCAGGAGCAACGUUUAAAAUUCAUAAAGUUGUAUUUGACCAGGAAACUCAAAAAUACUGUAUUUUUCUAGAGCUUCUGCCUGAAGUCCGUCUCGUCGUACUUGGGAAAACUGGAACGGGAAAAAGUUCGUUUGGAAAUACAGUACUAGCUAGAGAACAAUUUGAAGCAGACUGUGCUUUUGAAUCUAUUACUACAAGGUGCUCAGUGGGACUUCGAGUUUUCAAUGAUAAAAACUGGGUGAUUGUGGAUACGCCAGGAUUUUUUGACACAAAACUUCCUAAACAACAAGUUCAAAGAGAAGUUGCUGGUUCGUAUCAAAUAACAGCGCCAGGUCCACAUGUUUUCUUAGUCGUUGUUGAAUUGGGUCGUUUUACAGAAGAAGAAGAGCGAGCAGUAGAAUGGAUUACUAAAAUAUUUGGUGAUCGGGCUGUUGAUUAUUGUAUCAUCAUCUUCACUCAUUUAGAUAAAAUUAUCAAAGCCAAGAAAAAGAAAACUGUCGACAAAUAUCUCCAAAAUGCAAAUCCAGCAUUAAUCAAACUGCUUGAUAAAUGUGAUAACAGGUAUAUUGCUGUUGAUAAUACAGCAAGUGAUGAUGCAAAAGAACAAACGCUCAAAGAUCUGUCAGAUAAAAUAUCAAAAAUGAUAGCAAAAAAUGGUGAACGUUUUUAUACUACGAGCGAGUUUCAACAAGUAGCCAUGCAACUGAAAAAAGUCGCCAAGGAAACAAGAUGCAAGUUUAAUCCAUUAAAAUCAGAUGGAACUGUUAACGUAUUACCAGAAGUAGAAAAAAUUGUUGCGUGUGAACUCGACAUUAGUUAG
Molecule: messenger RNA, 1044 nt
Organism: Didymodactylos carnosus
Lineage: Eukaryota; Metazoa; Rotifera; Eurotatoria; Philodinida; Philodinidae
Source: the annotation of a GenBank genome assembly